CAUUAAAGGAAAGGAACCAGAUAACCAUCACCUCCCUCUCUCUCUCUCUCUCUCUCUCUGCGCCAUAAAAACUGUCUCUCUCGCUGAAAUCUUCCCUCCCCUCUGCGAAAUCUUCCUUGCCGGUGGCGCUGAACUCCUCUCUAUCUCUCUAUCAACUUUCACCGAUCCCUCCAUUUUCAUCCCGACCUCCACCGUUUCGACAUCCUGCUCUACGGAUUUUCACCGUCUCUGUCUGAUCAGCUCACGCCCUCACGCGCCCAGCUGCAGCUCCAGCUCCCGCUCCGUCUUCCUGGGUUCCUUCCUCCAGAAGAUCUUAUCUUCACCCCGCUUAGAAAUCAAGCUAUUAUUAAUCCCCCCACCCCCAAGAUUUUCCCGAGAUAGCGAGAUAAAAAUUCUCAGGGAAUUUCUGCAUCGCAGUGAAGCGACCAGGGUAUAUACAAUAAUUCCCCUAGCAUCUCGCUACUGUUAUAUUUGCCUCCCGUGUUCGCAACAAGUUCCAAAGAAGAAACAGAGAGAGAGAGAGAGAGAAGAGAGAGAGAGAGAGAGAGAGAGAAGGGCGUUUGUCUCUACAUGGAUUCGAGUAACCACCAGAGCUACAACCAGAGUCAACCGUCCAGUUACGGGUUGCUCCGUUUCCGCACGGCUCCGACCUCGGUCCUCGAGAAUUUCGCUGAAGGCGGAGCGAGUAAGGCCGGCCUGUCCGAAGGGUAUGAGGCCGACAAGUUCAGCUCCAGGUUCUUGAGCUACGGCGGCGCCGGCCGCGAGUCGGGUUCGCCGUCUCUCCAAGCUUUCGACGAAAAGUCUCCCCCUUCGACGGUGGCGGAGGCGGCGGCGGCAGCGGCGGUCGGGAGCUAUGCGAGCUCGCCGCGCGGCGGUUAUGCUCUGCCGCCUCAUUAUCCGAGGCAGAGUUCCGCGAUGGACGGCUCGUAUGGGGUGCUGAGCUCAAUGGCGGCGGAUCGCCACCCACAGGUGAAACCUGGCGAUUCCAGUAUCGCGAGGCAGGCGAGCUCUCCACCUGGACUCUUCUCUGAUCUCUCUGCCCAGAAUGGUAAAAGCUUUGCUGCGAUGAGAGGUACUACAAACUAUAGAGUGGGGAAUGUAGUCGAUGGAGAAUCAAGUCCUUCAAGGAACAAGUUGAACGGUCAGAUGAGCUUCUCAUCUGGGAUGUUGUCACAUAUUUCAGAACUUGGAAGUGAAAGCUUUGGAGCACAGAAUUCUGAUGAUGCAAAAAUAGGGAUUGGCAGUGGGAAUAGCCGGUUUCACGGCUCUGGAUAUCUAUUCAAUUCUUGGAGUGAUUCCUCAAAUUUCUCACAGAAUUUCAUUGGCCUGAGGAGAGAUGAAGAAAAUGGUCUGAAAAAAUUUUCUAGUGAUCAGAAUGGCAGUCCAGGUAAUCAGGUUCACCUGUUGUCCCAUCACAUGAGCUUGCCGAAGACUUCAUCAGAGAUGGCGACUGUAGAGAAGUUCCUGCAAUUCCAAGAUUCCGUCCCAUGUAAAAUCAGAGCAAAGCGGGGUUGUGCCACUCAUCCUCGAAGUAUUGCUGAAAGGGUGCGAAGGACACGGAUAAGUGAAAGAAUGAGAAAAUUGCAGGAGCUGGUGCCGAAUAUGGACAAGCAAACUAACACAGCGGACAUGCUAGAUCUGGCUGUGGAGUACAUUAAGGACCUGCAGAAACAGUUUAAGAUACUUAGCGAAAACCGAGCAAAUUGCAAAUGCUUAAGUAUGCAGAAGCUGUCGAACCAAAUUGUUUGACGUUCUUCCAUAGUGUAAAGAUAGAGAGAAAGUAGGGAAGUAGAUCUCUUUUCAUACCGUACUGGAAACAUAAAUGUAGGAGGGAGCGCAAGAUAGUUCCUUUUCCUACUAUUGUAUUCUAAGAAUGUAUGCCAAAGUACCAACUUAAAUGUUUUGAUAUUGUUAGCUAACAGAGAUUUAGAGGUUCCAAGGUAAGAAGAUGGCAGGACUCUGUCUUAGAUUUACAGCUAAGUAAUGGAAACUCUGGUUCGACUUAGCUGUGCCCUUGAUCAUGUUUUGCUUGAAUGUCAAGUUCUUACAGAUUUGCUCAGCGCAUUGGAAGGCUAGUUGUCUAA
This is a messenger RNA of Eucalyptus grandis, 2084 nucleotides long. RefSeq names its product transcription factor bHLH130. Bases 571 to 1749 code for a protein of 392 amino acids. The transcript has 6 exons. Gene Ontology annotation, molecular function: RNA polymerase II cis-regulatory region sequence-specific DNA binding; DNA-binding transcription factor activity, RNA polymerase II-specific; protein dimerization activity. The record is from RefSeq and is a predicted model, not a curated record. Gene Ontology annotation, cellular component: nucleus. NCBI's taxonomy places the organism in Eukaryota, Viridiplantae, Streptophyta, Magnoliopsida, Myrtales, Myrtaceae. Gene Ontology annotation, biological process: regulation of transcription by RNA polymerase II.